Messenger RNA from Prorocentrum cordatum, 4962 nucleotides. The record is from the annotation of a GenBank genome assembly. NCBI's taxonomy places the organism in Eukaryota, Dinophyceae, Prorocentrales, Prorocentraceae.
GCGCUCCCCGCGCCGCCCCCCCCUCCCUGGCCGCGCCUCGGCCCUUCCCCUCGCGCGGGCGAUGGAGCCGGCGCCGGAGCAAACGGGGCGUGCCGCGGAGCCUUGCGUGGAAGACCUCUUCUCAGAGGGGCCGUCUGGGGACGAGGGCGCCUUCUGGGACGCGGUCGACAAGGAUUGUGACGCGAGGGCGAAGCAGCAGGAAGCGCAAGCUCUGAUGCUGGUGUCGCAGAAGCUUCGAGAGGAUGCCCGUCGCACCCGCGAGGUUCGCGCCCAGCUUGGGCCCUCAACACCGCAGAAGGCCAAGCAGAGUCUGAUUUCAAGGUUCAUGGCGGACACGCCGAGCCCGCCGGCCGCGCAGGAGGGCACCCUUGAGGGCCGCAGAGGCCGCCGGGGGCCGAAGCACCCUUGCUACAUGAACGCGGAGGAGAGGGAGCAGGCGAUCAAGAAGAAGGCGAUCAGGCAGCAGGACGAGUCCUUGAGAAUCCAGGCGCUUGAGCUGGAGAGCCAAGCGAAGGCUGCCGAGGAGUUGAGCAACGAGGCCGCGGCGGUGGCAAGCCAGGCCAUCGCAAUCCUCGAGCCGCAUGACGUCGUCAGCGACUUGGCUGAGGCUUCGGAGGUUCUUCAGGUCAUUGCCCGCAGAGGGCGUGGCAGACCGCCGCACACGGCCGAGCAGAAGGCUGCGGCGAAGGAGAGGAAAGCCAAGGUGAAAGCGCAGAAGGGCAAACUCCAACCAGAGGACAGGGAGAGGAUGCAAACGCCGAGCGCCACGGCCAGGAGCAUGAUCGUUGAUCGCGUCGACGCCCUCUCGAAGGAGGUCGACAAUUACACCACCAACGAAUUCUGGUCGCUCGCUGAGGACCUCUGCGGGGUCCCCGCGAGCAUGCUGAAGCGGUUCGCGAAGCCCGAGGAGAGGGGGAAGCUUUCCCGCUACUUGGACGCCCGCGGUCCUGAGAGGUUCAUCAGCGCCGACACCGGGUGCCGCCUCUCAAAGGAUGGCGCCAAGAAGAAGACCUACGAGUCGCCCGUCAAGGACGUUUACGAUUACGUCAAAGCGUGGAAGGACAGGCAGGAGGAGAUCGGUUUCGAGCUGAACCAAGAGGACUUGGUCGACGAAUUCGAACUCGAGCUGGAGAGCAGGGUGUUCGACCUCAAGGAGAGCGGGGGGGGCGUCAAGCUCGUGUCGGAGAUGGAGAGGCGCCUCGCCAAGUUGGCAGCCCCAGGAGAUAGGAAAUACGCUCGGGCACGGCUGGGCAGCUGGUGCGGCGUGGUCGAGCACAAGCCCUCCAACGUGGUGCCGUUCACGGCGGCCGAGAACGACCUCAUCUGCAAGUUGUCGUACCAGGCAUGGGACUGGCUCGUCGAUCUGCUCAUGACCGCCACCGCGGACGAGCUGCAGGGCUUCGUCGCUGACGCCCAGGGGCUCGUGGAGAACAGGCGCCAGCUGGCCGUCAUCGCCCAGGACGCCUCCCCAGUCUACCUGGACUGCAGCACGGGGAAGGUCCUGGUCAGGACGUCGUUCCUGGACGAGCGCCAGAAGCGGCGGAGGCUGCGCCUCGCGGCCCAAAAGGACCCAAGCGCGCCGGUGCCGGAGAUCAUGUCGGUGGCGCAGCCGAGCGACGCCGUGGGCUCCAGCAGGAGGGAGAAGAACAGGUUGACUUUCUUCUUCCGCCAGGCGCUGGAAGGCCUGUGGGACCCAGACGUGGCGGUGCCGACGGGCAAGGUGCUCGACGGCGUCUUGCUCGCCGUCGCCUCGAAGCACUACCGUUUGGAGGACAUGUCUUUCUUCGAGCCGGCGCAGUGGUUGCGGGACCACUCGUUCUCGCUCGAUGGGGUCAUGGUCAAGCGGGUGAAGGGCGAGGCAGUGGGGCCGCUGGGCUCCGAGUGGCGGGCAGCCAGGCGCCAUAACAAGGCUUUGUUCUACGCGCCUGGCACCGAUUGGGGGCAGCCGCCUGACACGUGGCGCCCAGGGCACGUGAGGCUGUGGUGCGCCCCAAAGGCCACGGAAGACACGAUCAUCGCGUCCUUCCUCACGGACCUCUCGGUGGAGGAGGGGUACCAGUACUCCCUGAAGACUGUGGUGACAGACGUGCGGGAGGCCGUGAUCGGCAAGGCCGGGGGCGAGAAAGUCAAACACCAGCGGAGGAGAUUGAAGAGACUUGCGGGUGACAUGUCAGGCCAGGCGCCCGACCUCACGUCCGACAAGGUCGACCUCAUGCACAUUGCCCAGGGCAUGCAGGUGGAGUGCCGACGGGACAACGCCGAGAACCAAGGCGUUCUGAAGGCGUUCCGCAUGGGGGGUUGGCUAGCGCACAAGCCAACCGAUCGCGGGCUGGUUCCCCUCGUGGGCCCCGCGUGGCGGCAAUUUCCAUUGGGGAGCUCCCGCCUCUCGAACAGCCUCAUGGCGGACAGGGUGAACUACGUGCCCGUGCACGGCAAGCCCGAGAAGCCCGAUUGGGGCCAGCUCCGGGCCCUCCGCGCCAGACAGCGGGCGGCAUACGUGCAGCAGAAGGGCCAGGGCAUCAGCGAGGACAGGAAGCAGGAGCUCCUGCUGGACGACGAGGAGAUCGACGGGUUCGUUUCCUACCUCGGCGGCUGGGGCCAGCGGCCCUUCGCGGAGCACGAGGAAGCCCUGGCGGCUGCGGCCAGCGACCCUUCGCUGGCCAAAGGCCCGUUACGGCCCUUCGAGCCGAUCAGCUUGGCCGGCUUGAUCAGCGCUGAAGCCUUGGCGCAGGAGGCGGCUUUCCAGUCGCUGCACCCCCGCGUGAAGCAGGCCAUCUUGGCUGGGAGCGCCAUUGCCAAGAUGCCCAAGGUGACGAAGAGCUUUCGGGGUCUCGCGGCCGAGAAGCGGGCCGAGAAGGCAAUGGCCAGGAAGACCCAGGCGGCAGAGAAGAAGGCCGAGUGGCGCGCUGCCAUCGACUCGCUCGGCAUCGAGGCCGCUCGCAAGCAGUUGUGCGUGCCCGCCGUCGUGACGAAGGCGGCGAAAAAGACGAAGGAGCAGGCCAAGACGAAGGGCAAGAAGGGCGGCGCGGGGAGCACCAAGCGGAGGCAGGCCAAGAAGGGCAAGCAGAAAGCCGCGGCGCGGAAGGGCGCCCGCGCCAAGGCAGCCGCCACUUUCGCAGGGAAUGUGGCGACGCUGGAGGCGAAGCUGAAGACGCUGCAGGCCCAGCUCCACGGGGCGGGGCAGGAGGCCGAGUCGCAGAAGCAGGAGGCCAAGCAGGGAGCCGAGGCGCUCGCCGCGCCGCCGGGGGAGCAGCCCGCGGCCGCCGCGGCGGCCGAGAGGAAGCGCUUGCGGGUGCACGCGGACAACCUCACAGUGCGCUCGCUGCAGCUCCAGGGCCUGCACCGCCAGCUGCAGGACCAGCAGCAGGAGCUGGAAAACGCAAAUAAGCUUGGCCAGAAGGCCCUCGGCCAGGUCAAGCGGAAGGCCAACGCCGCCAUGCAGGCGGCCGAAAGAGCCCUUGCCAAGAAGCCCAGGACGGGCGAGGUGGGCGAGGGCGCAGGCAUUGGCGGCGCCGUGGGCUUGCCGCCCCCGCCGCCCCUGGCGCCGACGGCGCCGUCCGUCCCCAGCGGGCCCGCGGGCGACCCUGGCGCUGCGGGUUCGCCGCGCCCGCUGGCCGCGCCCGUGGCGGACUUGCUGGCCGCCGCCUCGCCCGCUCAGGCGGCGCCGUCCGCUGGCGACGCUGGCGAGCUUGGGGCCAACGACGAUUGGCUCGGCGUGGCCAGUGCGGCGGACUCGGCGCGCUCGCCGCCCCCGCCGCCCCCGCCCCCAGCUGGCUCGCCUGCCCCCGACGCCCCAGCUGCCUCUGCGCGCGCAGCGGGUGCGGCCGCCGCUUUGCCGACGGGGUGUGCGGGCGCCGCCCCGCUUCCUGCGGCCGCGUCCCGCCUCGAGCCGGGGUGCAGAGUGCAGGUCGACUGCGACGCGGUGUGGGCCAGCGACAGGGCCGCGGCCGCGCGGCUGACCAGCGGGCUCUGGGGCACAGUCGCAUCCGUGAAGGGUCCAUCGGCGUGGAUCCACCCAGGCGGCGACACGUCUGCCAACAAGAGACAGGUGCCCGUCAGCUGGUUGGUCCCCGCCCCGGACGAGCCGAGCAAACCGUUGCCCUGGAGGAAGAACGCGGGGUGGCUCGGCAAAGAGCAGCGCGAGGAGAUCAGGAAGGCGUGGCUCCCCGUGGACAUAGAAGUCCGCCGGGCCCCAGGCGCCCGCACCCUGCUGAGCGAGGCGGAGCUCGCCAUCGCGGCGGUGGAGAUCGGUUGGCGCCUGGCGCCGCCCCGCUGCCUGGUGGCGCCACCGCACAUCACCACCCUCGUGGCGCACCGCGUGCGCAACCACGAUGCGGCCCAUGACAGGUACGGCGAGGGCGAGGAGCUUGUUGCCGAACUCCGCCGGUACGCGGACCGCGCGCAUGUCCUGGCGAUGCCCAUCCUCGCCGGCAACCAUUGGGUGCUGCUCGUGGUCCAGCGCGCUGGCGCCGUCUCCGAAGGCGUCCCCGCCGCCGUCGAGGCCGAUGCCAAGCUUGACGGGUAUGGUGUUGGGUGUGGAGCAUGCGGGGGCGCUGGGUGCAAGACGUGCUCGUACACUCACGCCGAGAGGUGGUUGGGCCGCCUGAGUAAGGAGUCCGAGUUCAUCACUCCAUGUACGUCCUUGGCGCCCCUCGAGCCAGCGACUUGGUGGAAUAUCCGCUAUUGCGACUCGCUGCGUCAGCCGUCGAGGGCGUGCGCCGAUUGCGCCCAUGCCCUGCUCGACGCUUUGCAGCCCGUCGGUGUCCAGAACGUGCUGUCGGCGAAGGAGUUGGCGGCUUCGAGGGCGAACAAGGCCUUCCAGUCUGACGGCUCCUCCUGCGGAUGGUGGUGCCUCCACCACAUGGAGACCGAGUUCCGCAGGUUCGUGGGCGAGACGUCCGUCGCCUUCGACCUGCAGCGCAGGGUCGACUUGGCCUACCCGAUCGUGAGCAAGUUCCUGCC